UCACCGAAGGCGCAACAGCUCCGAUCCGAUUCACAAUUUGACUUUAAAUUCCAUUUGGAUUUUUCAUCAGACCUCAAGUUCAGAUAUACAAUUUUUCCAAAAACUCGGCCAAUGUGUGUGAAGUGAUAUUUCGGGUUUGCAAUUCUCAAUAUUGGUUGUGGAGCAUUUCCCCUGCGUUUUCCGGAUAUUUUUGAAUACUCUUGAGGAUUAUUUAACAAUGGAUUGGACCAAGUAUAUGAAUUAAAUUUGUGAUUAAUUAGAUUUCAAAGUGCGGCGGCGGGAAUAUCGGCGUGGUCGAAGAUAUCGACACGUUUUGGGUCAAGGACACGACGGGUUAGAUAUAGUCGCAGAUGUCACCAACGGGACAUAAGUCAAAGACGCCCACGCCACACGAUAACGAUAACAAUAGCAUCAGCGACGAGCGCGAAACAUGGAGCGGCAAAGUGGAUUUUUUAUUGUCGGUUAUUGGAUUCGCCGUCGAUUUAGCAAACGUCUGGAGAUUUCCCUAUUUGUGCUACAAAAAUGGCGGUGGCGCUUUUCUUGUGCCCUACUGCAUUAUGUUGGUGGUCGGAGGUAUUCCUCUUUUCUACAUGGAAUUGGCUCUGGGUCAGCACAAUCGUAAGGGAGCCAUCACUUGUUGGGGUCGUUUAGUGCCCCUUUUCAAAGGAAUUGGAUAUGCUGUGGUUCUAAUAGCAUUCUAUGUUGACUUCUACUACAAUGUGAUUAUUGCCUGGUCGUUGCGUUUCUUUUUUGCAUCAUUUACCAGUUCUUUGCCCUGGACGUCUUGCAAUAAUAUUUGGAAUACCCCAAAUUGUAAACCUUUUGAAAGCCAAAAUGCGUCCCGUGUGGCGUUGUUAAGCAAUUACAGUGAUUUUUAUAGCGCAAACAAUCAGAGCCUGUUCAAUGAGUCUUAUGCCAAUAGUUCAAGUUUGGAGGCUCCUCUGGGCCAUAUGGAGGGCUUUCAGUCAGCUGCCUCCGAGUAUUUUAACCGCUAUAUUCUAGAGCUGAAUCAGAGCGAGGGCAUCCACGAUUUGGGUGCCAUUAAGUGGGACAUGGCACUUUGCCUGCUGAUUGUCUAUCUCAUUUGCUACUUCUCUCUGUGGAAAGGAAUUAGCACUUCCGGCAAGGUUGUGUGGUUCACCGCCCUCUUCCCCUAUGUGGUGUUAUUGAUUCUUCUGAUAAGGGGUCUCACAUUGCCAGGAUCCUUCCUGGGCAUACAGUAUUAUCUCACGCCCAAUUUCAGCGCCAUCUACAAGGCAGAGGUAUGGGUGGAUGCUGCCACUCAAGUGUUCUUCUCCUUGGGCCCUGGAUUCGGAGUCCUCUUAGCUUAUGCCUCCUAUAAUAAAUAUCACAAUAAUGUCUACAAGGAUGCAUUGCUAACCAGUUUCAUCAAUUCGGCCACCAGUUUCGUGGCAGGAUUUGUGAUAUUCUCGGUGCUGGGCUACAUGGCCCACACAUUGGGAGUGAGAAUCGAGGAUGUGGCCACCGAGGGACCAGGACUGGUAUUUGUGGUUUACCCAGCUGCCAUUGCCACCAUGCCGGCCAGUACAUUCUGGGCACUGAUAUUCUUUAUGAUGCUGCUUACCUUGGGCUUAGACAGUUCGUUUGGAGGAUCUGAGGCCAUCAUCACCGCCUUGAGCGACGAAUUCCCCAAGAUCCGGAAGAACAGAGAGCUGUUUGUCGCAGGACUGUUCUCCCUGUACUUUGUGGUUGGAUUGGCCAGCUGCACGCAGGGGGGCUUCUACUUUUUCCACCUGCUAGACCGCUAUGCUGCCGGCUACUCGAUCCUGGUGGCCGUGUUCUUCGAGGCCAUUGCCGUCUCCUGGAUCUACGGAACCAAUCGCUUCAGCGAGGAUAUACGGGACAUGAUUGGCUUUCCGCCAGGCAGGUACUGGCAGGUUUGCUGGCGCUUUGUGGCCCCGAUUUUCUUGCUUUUUAUCACAGUUUAUGGCCUGAUCGGUUACGAACCACUAACCUAUGCGGAUUAUGUCUAUCCCAGUUGGGCCAAUGCGCUCGGCUGGUGCAUAGCGGGAUCGUCGGUGGUGAUGAUACCCACGGUGGCGAUCUUCAAGCUACUGUCCACGCCCGGCAGCCUCAGGCAGAGGCUAACCACUUUGACCACUCCGUGGCGGGACCAGCAAUCGAUGGCCAUGGUUCUGAACGGGGUCACCACCGAGGUCACCGUGGUGCGACUGACCGAUACGGAGACCGCCAAGGAGCCCGUCGACGUCUGAGUCCGACCGAUGGCCAGAUUUCAAGUUUAUUACGUUUAGAUUUGGAAAUUUACCAACAACUCACGUUCACGUACUUGUUGCAUUGCUAGAAAGUUAGUCUUUUUGAUUUGACAUUUGGCAAGAGGUCCUUCAGGAUCGGCAAAUUACGCAAACAACGUACUUAGGUUUCGGCAUUAAAAAGUAAAUACACAUACAUAUAACUAAAUAGAAAACCAGAAGAGUCCUAAGUUAAGAAUAGCUUGUAGUUAUAAAGUUAAAUGCAAUGUUAUAGCAUACGCCAUACCAACAUAUUGAUAUUUAAAUGCUGUGUAGAUAAUACCACAACCGAAUGUCGUAUAAUCCACACAAUCUAGCCAAAAUACGCCACAAGAAUGUUUGCAUAUGCCAAUGGAAUUAACGGCACGAUCGCAGCUCAACCGAUGAUUCAAAUUGGGCAUAGAAUCUGUACAUAAACAACAAUCAAUGAAGUAAAAGCUUUAAACACGUUAUAGGAUAUCUUAUGGAACUGAAGCAAAAGCAAAUGCUGCCACAGUUGAACAACAGAAUCGCCUCAAACAGCCAUGAGGCGAUUUUGCCAUAUGCAAAGGUUUAUUCUAAAAUUCUAACCCGUCCCAUCAACAACUACGAUUGUUUGCGUAAAGCAGCCAUUUUAGGCAAGCAAUUGGCAGUUGAAAAGAAUUCCCUGUUAAAUAAUCAUUUCUGUAUA
Messenger RNA from Drosophila bipectinata, 2940 nucleotides. RefSeq names its product Sodium-dependent dopamine transporter (gene DAT). The record is from RefSeq and is a predicted model, not a curated record. NCBI's taxonomy places the organism in Eukaryota, Metazoa, Arthropoda, Insecta, Diptera, Drosophilidae. Gene Ontology annotation, cellular component: plasma membrane; neuron projection; neuronal cell body membrane. Gene Ontology annotation, molecular function: dopamine:sodium symporter activity. Gene Ontology annotation, biological process: sodium ion transmembrane transport; dopamine uptake involved in synaptic transmission.